Serendipita indica DSM 11827 is the source of this 774-nucleotide messenger RNA. Lineage: Eukaryota; Fungi; Basidiomycota; Agaricomycetes; Sebacinales; Serendipitaceae. The record is from the annotation of a GenBank genome assembly.
AUGACCUUGUCUACGGACUCGAGCUCAGCCCUGACUCAGCACUCCAAAGACCCUUCCACUGGUACGGAAGGCGAGGGAGCCUCCGCAGCCAUCACACUCACUGUCGAUGAGACCAACAUGAGCCAGAUCCGCAAACUCAAAGGGGAUCCGGUCGCAAUGUGGAAUAAACUCGAGUCUAUUCACAAUGCAAAGACAUCAGCGACCCGCUUCAAUGCGCUUGAGGCAUUCUUCACCAAGACGAAGGCCGAAGGAGAGCCUUUGGUGUCGAUCACAGCCGCCACCAAUGCCCUCGAGGAGCAAUUUAGAUCACUCUGGACGACAGACUACGAUGUAGACGCACUACUGAACGACCUCGCUAUGAUGUCAAGCCUCCGCAUGAUCCCGCCUGAAUCAAUUCACGUCCGAACUUCGCUACUCUGCCAGCCAAAUCUCACCCGAGAUGUAAUAGAUGCAGCUCUCGUCAACGAGGACAAUCAGCAGCGCAGGAACUCGCAGCCAGCCAUCGCACUCCGGCCACUUCCCAGCCCAUUACUUAUCGCAGUACACCUCCCCACUCCUCACGACCAAAGCCCACGGCCGCUGAACGCACACCAGGUGCCAUAUGCGAUCAUUGUGGCAAACGGAACCAUACAGCCGCCCAGUGCUGGUCGAAGGCUGAAGCGACUCGUCGCAAGCAAGAGGCCGCACGUGUUGCCAGCACUACAGACGGAUCAACUACUGUACCAAAUGCCCAUGCCGCCUAGCAAGUACCCUCUCCUUACCAUCCACGGCUAG